Messenger RNA from Saccostrea cuccullata (small rock oyster), 4214 nucleotides. RefSeq names its product protein VAC14 homolog. Gene Ontology annotation, biological process: phosphatidylinositol biosynthetic process. Lineage: Eukaryota; Metazoa; Mollusca; Bivalvia; Ostreida; Ostreidae. The transcript is spliced from 16 exons. Gene Ontology annotation, cellular component: PAS complex; endosome membrane. The record is from RefSeq and is a predicted model, not a curated record. The coding region runs from base 72 to 2246 and encodes 724 amino acids.
ACGUGACUCGCAAGAUGGCUGCGCCCUGUUAAUCUUGGCGGUUAGGAGUCAAAAUAAAAUGAUCACAAAAUAUGAACGACAAGGAAUAUGCACCACUUAGUCCCCAGUGUGUUAGGAAUCUAAACGAUAAGUUGUAUGAAAAAAGAAAGACAGGGGCUUUGGAAGUCGAGAGAUUGGUCAGAGAAUAUGUGAUAGCUAAUGACCAUGUGAAGAUCAGGAGGAUUCUGAAAAUUUUGGGAGAUGAUUUUGCAUUGUCUAACCACCCCAAUGCCAGGAAAGGGGGAGCUAUUGGGCUGGCAGCUGCAGCCAUUGGCCUGGGAAAGGAAUCUCAGAAUUAUGUCAGGGACCUGGUUCAGCCCGUCUUGGCCUCCUUCCAAGAUUCAGACAGUAGAGUCCGGUACUACGCCUGUGAAGCCCUUUAUAAUAUUGUCAAGGUGUGCCGAGGGAACGUGCUGCCCUACUUCAAUGAGAUCUUUGAUGGAAUCAGUAAGCUGAUGUCGGACACUGACCAGAAUGUGAAGAACGGGACAGAAUUACUGGACAGAUUAAUCAAGGAUAUUGUUACAGAAAGUCCCUCCUUUGACCUAAUGGCCUUCAUGCCCCUGCUCAGAGAUAGAAUUUACGCAAAAAAUCCAGAAGCUCGGCAGUUCAUUGUCUCCUGGUUAGCAAUAUUGGAUGCUGUACCAGAUAUAAACAUGAUAGUCUUGCUCCCAGAAUUCCUGGAUGGUUUGUUCAAUAUAUUGGGGGAUUCAAAUCCUGAGAUUCGUAAAAUGUGUCAUGAUCUUUUAACCGAAUUUUUGGCUGGAGUAAAAAAUAGUAAUGUUGGUGUUAAAUAUGAAGGCAUGGCUAAUAUCCUCAUCAUUCACUGUAAUAGUAAUGAUGAUCUCAUUCAGUUUACGGCCAUGACCUGGUUAAGAGAGUUCAUAGGUCAAGCAGGUCGUACCAUGAUUCAGUACACACCAGGAAUAAUUAAUGCUGUUCUACCAAACCUACAGAGUGCUUCUGAUAAACAAAGAAACGUUGCUGAGGCAGCUAAGUCCCUGAAUGAUGCAUUGAAGGAUCUUGUAUCUGACACUGAUGACAUUCCUUCAUCACAAGAGGUCAAAAGUGAAGGAUCAGAAAAACUAAAUGAGGAGUCAACAAACAAUCUUUCAAGUUCCUCCCAGCUUGAUGUAAGGGAGGUAAUCAGUGUCAUCUGUCAGAUUCUGGGGAGAGGGAACUUUGGGACUAAGAUAGCGGCCCUGGAAUGGCUGAGUCACAUGCUGACUAAGGUUCCCAAGCGGACAUUUCAGUACGUGGACACAUUCUUCCCGGUACUGUUACAGACACUGUCCGAUGAAUCAGAAGAGGUUGUGCUUUUGGACCUUGAAGCCUUGGCGGAGAUUUCGUCCAAUCCUGCGGGUCUUCAGAAGAAGCCGCCUACCUCUACAAGUCCCGGUAAAACUAAGCCCCAGGAUCACCCCGAGAACUGCGGAGGACUCAACGAGUACUUCUCCAAGUUCAUGGCUUGUCUGGUAGAGCUGUUCAAGAAAGAUAGACAGCUUCUAGAACCAGACGAGCGGGGGUAUUUUAUCAUCAGACAGUUGUGCCAGCUCCUGACAGCGGAAGAUAUUUUUAAAUCCUUUUCCCAUAUUAUAGUGGAUGAGCCCGAUGUAUUGUUUGCCUGUAAAAUUGUUCAGACUCUGAACACCAUUCUAUUAACGUCCACCGAACUCUUUGAACUGAGGACACAACUCAAAAAUCUAGAUACUCAGGGUAGCUGUGCUUUGUUUUGUUGUCUGUAUAAAUCCUGGUGUCAUAGUCCCAUAGCAACCAUUUCCCUGUGUUACCUGACCCAGAACUAUCACCAUGCCAGCGACCUUCUACAGGCCUUUGGUGAUCUAGAAAUCACUGUAGACUUCCUAAAGGAAAUAGACAAACUUGUACAACUGAUCGAAUCUCCUAUAUUUUCUUAUUUGCGGCUUCAGUUGCUGGAUGUUCAACAUAAUCAGGACUUGAUCCGGAGUCUCUACAGUUUACUGAUGCUGCUUCCACAGUCUGAGGCCUUCAAACUCCUACGUAACAGACUGGACUGUAUACCACAGUAUCAACUCAUGGCUAUCAAGGAUAAACCCCAGUCCUCAAAAGACCCUAGACCGCUCGUGUCAAAAAUCAACUUCAAAGACCUGCAUCAGCAUUUCCUACACGUCCAGGCAAGACACAGAGCGGCACGCAGUCAGAAAGUCAAGGCCCCGGUCAGGGCCUGAGGUGGCGGGCAUUAAACGCACAAAAUCUACACAUCUCCUGACACAGCGCUACAUUUAUAACACCAGAGACUGCUGUCAACAGUCAGAGAGAUUGUAGAUAUAGAAAAAGGGAAUUAUCUGUCUUUGCAAACAAUCUGUCUUUCAAAGCAAAAAUUGAUUUAAUGCUUUUACAUGUACAGUUUUUUAUGUAGCUAGUACAGGUACUAGUUUCUAUGUGUAUGGAAAAAGAAUUAUUACUGUAAAAGGAUUGGUAUAAAUACUUAUUACAAUGUUAUCCAUUUCCAGGUAGAUUAAAUUUAUAAUUCCACAAUAAAUUGGAUAUUUAGAUAUUAUCAGGUGAUUCUAAACUGCAGAUUCACAACUUCUGUUCAGUCUGUUGGUAGAAAUUUGUGACUGCAUACCUGUAGAGUAAAUUAAUCCCACACAGGAAAAUGUGUACCCGAAUGUAUGUGAAUUCUAUAAACCAUCUAAAUUUUCUUUUUACAGUAUUAUUUUUUAAAGGUAUAUGCAUACAAAUGGUGGGAACACCACUGUAAUGUUAUCCAUAGAAAUUUUUUUUUGCUUGUGAUUUUUAGAUUUAGUGUGCUGUAGAGCAGAUAAGUCCCUGUAUAACCAAUACAUGUAAGAGUACAAGUGUACCAAUGGAGGGGAAAAGAUGUAUCAGAGUGUAAGAGAUUUGGUAUGAAUGUGUUUGUGUUGAGAGAUUUUCCAGUGCAAUAUCUCUGUUAUGAGUUUUCAGCUCAGUUUUAAGAGCAAGAUAAGGGGGACAAGGCCAGUGUUAGAAAUCAUGAUUAAAGGCCAGCAAUAAUUUAAGGUGAAUUUAACUGUGUGUUUUUGUUACCAUGCACAACUAGUGAAUUACAGAUGCAAUGGUUUGCUAGUAAAACAUAUCUGUUUUAUCUUUAGUUCAUUAUAUUGUAAUUAAUUUUAUUGGCAAUUCAUUGUUUUUGUUUUGUGCAUUAUUCUUUUUUUUUUUUGAAUGCUUUAAACUUCAAGGGUACAAAUAGAAUGUUUCUAGUUAGGUUUUUGGUUUAAUAAGCUUUUGGUGAGAAAUACAGUAAAACUUGUGUAAUCUGGUACAUGAAUUCUUAAAUCUUGCUCAUUACAAUGAAAACCUACAAUUAUUGGCUUUUGAUGAGGUCUACAUGACUAUUCUGGUCAGGUAUUGGUAUCAAUUCCAUAUAGUCACAAGUAGGCCGAAUUAAAAAGCUAGUAACUGUUUUACUAAAUAAUCUGGAUUUUUACAGCAUUUUUGACAAUUUAAUUCUCGUCUCCAACAAGAACAUGUACAAACACACAUAAUUUUAAGUGCAGUGUAACAACACAUGGUAUUUUACAGUUGUAACAACUGUCUAAAAGUGGAAAACAAUAUCUUGAAACAAUAUUAAUACUCAACCAUUUACUACUAGGAGUUUAUAGUCUUGUCAGAACUUAAUGUUGCGGUGAACUUGCUCUGAGAUACAAGUCUUACAGCAAUUAUAGAGCAUCAAAAGUCCUUGUAAUUGAAUAAAAAAAAAAUGUCUAAUUUCAUGUAGGAAUGUCUAAUUCAGCAAACUUCUCUGGAACCAAUUGUGCCCAGAUUAGACCAGUUUUACUCUCCAUAUUACCGUAUUCUUUGGUUCGACAAUUUUUUUCUUUGUUUGGAGAGAAUCCCUUACACAAACAAGACUUCUUAAUGCCUGUUCAUUAAUUUGAUAUAAUAUGAUUUUAUGAAAGGAAUGCUUUCUUUUUUUUAAAUGAAAUGUAUUUGUAAUUUUGAUUAUUUAUAUAAGCACUGUUUUAUUUGUUAUGCACUGUUUGAUCAGAGGGACAUCCAUGUUUGGUGCAGACUUUUUUGUUUAUAGCAAUCAUUCCACAGAGAGUAUCUUGUAUACAAUCAGAUAUGAUUCUCUUUUUUUUCAUAUACAUGUAUGUUGUGAACUUUCUCAUUUUCAUAAUUGAUUUUUAAUAAUAUAUUUAUUGAAUACA